AUCGGAGUCAGUCCUCGAAAAAGAAAUGGAUCGAGUCAGGUCUACCUUCUUAUCUACGAAAGGGGUAGGCCGCUAGCUGCAUCUAUCUCAAUAGCACUCUCAUAGCCAUUGCCCUUUCAUGUGCUUGACAAAGAGAAGCAGGGAGAGAUCAAGAGGGAAAAGGCAAGAAUUGAAUAAAGAGUGCAAGAUGGAGGAGAUGAGAUUUGUGCUCCAACUAAUGAUGAAGUGAUUCCUCUGCUUCCCUUGUCGUUCAGUAUUUUUGGAGGCCGUUCCACGGCCUCGCCGGCGCAGAGGGACAAGAUGGUGAAUUAUAACAAGGUGAUUGAAACAGCUGCGGGGGGCAACCUGGGAUUACUCGUCACGAAGCUCGCCUCGCUGACGCUCGACAAGUUCUCUGAACUGAAGGCGAUCUCCGGCAACAUCGACCUCCUGAAAGAAGAGGUGGAGAUCCUCCACGCCGUACUUCUCGAUCUGUCGAACGAGGAGGAUCCUAGCCACCAACAGAAGGUGUGGAAGAACAAGGUCAUGGAGCUGUCCUACGACAUGGAGGAUGCCAUCGACGAGUUCGACCUGGCGUCGACAAAGAGUCAUGCCAUCCAGGAAGCCGGGGCGUCAAAUUUCAUCGAACGCGCUGUUCAGUCCGUUCAAAGUUGCAUUGAACGAAUCAAAAAAUUGCCAUCUGAUUACGUGAUCAACCAGAAGAUCCAGUCCCUCAGGAGUCGUAUCGACCUGUCGGAGGAGAGGCACAAGGGACUGAAGACGGGGAGGCAAAGUGAAGGUACAAGCAAUGAUGCCAUUGCUAUCCGAGAUCUUGCUCAAUAUGCAGAUCCGGCUGGCCUCGUCGGUAUUGAUGCUCCAAGAGAAGACAUAUUCCGCAUGCUCACUCAGGGUCAGGGUAACGGGAGUAGCACCCAGCGCAGGGUAGUGGCCAUUGUUGGACUUGGAGGCCUUGGAAAGACUACUCUUGCGCAACAGGUUUAUGACAAAAUUGCUGCUGAGGGCUUUACGUGCAAGACGUUUGUGACCGUAUCAAGAAACCCAGAUAUCCACAAGAUUCUGAUAGAUAUAAUGGUGGGUUUCAAGUCAUCGGACAAGCGGGAAGAUUUGAGACAGCUAGAUCGACAGCAACUCACAGAAAAGGUUAGGGAAUACAUCCAAGAAAAGAGGUUUUCUUUGCAAAUAGCUUCACCUAAAAGUCACAGAAUUUGAAGAUCAUGACUUCAAACCUGCGCGCAGAGCCGUUUCAUAUGCUAAUAUUUGGUAGACUUCAAACCUGUGUUUAGUUCGCGAAAAAGUUUGGAUUUUGAUACUUUAGCAGUUUCAUUGUUAUUUAAUAAUUAAUGUUCAAUCAUGGACUAAUUAGGCUUACAAAAUUCGUCUCGUAUGAAAUAGUUAAACUGUAUAAUUAAUUAUUUUUUAAUUACUUUUAAUGCUCCAUAUAUGUGUCUGAAUAACUAGAGCCCUACAAUAAGCCCUCCAAAGAAGGACGUCCCCCACAGUUCCACUUUAGCUAGCUCAUAGGUAGGGUUGAAAUGAGUUUAAUAGGUUGGGUUUGGAUGCACUUUGGAUGGAUAGGAAUGCUGAUUUAUCUAGCGGGUUGGGCUGGGUUCAGUUCAAUGCCGAAUUGGGUUGGAUGGGAUGGGACUGGCUUUUUUUUUUUGUGUGUGCUUGAAUGGGUUGAACCCAUGAUUGAUGUUGGAUUUUCUGUAUAUUGUAGUAUACAUAUAUAUUGGUUUGAUACGGGUUUAGUCACUGAGUGUAACGUAUAUUUAUAUUAGCAAGUAUCGUCCGUUCUCAACUGACGUACUGAUCGAGACAAACACCAGUAAUCUUACACAAAGGUGAGUACAAACGGUACAAACAUGAUAGAGUUCAAUAUAAUAAUUUUACAGACCAAAGUAUGGUACAUAAAGUUUACAAACCGAGUUCAAAUACCUAAAUACAUUACAAGUUCAACUGCAGUUAAAUAAAAGUCUGAUAGGAGAAAACACGACAACUAUGAUACAUGAAGCGCAGCGACGAAUCACACAUUCAGCCCACGGGUGUGUAAUUCAGUAAUAAGCAAGGACUAAGCGUCUGGUGCGGCAAUUUCCCAACCAUCCACAUCAAGGCCGACGAACUUUGUGCUGCAAGUACAGAAAAUAAUCUAUAUUUGUGGGGCUGAAAUAAAUGUUACAACAAACCCUGAGCAACUAAUACUAAGCAAGACUUACCCAACUAGUGGUAUAUACUUAGCCAACUCCUAGUAUGCAAGGAUUUUGGCUCUGGGGAUUGUUUUGCUAGGAAGCUUCUAACAAUAAAUCUUUACUUUUAAUAUUUUAGCUCAAAAUUCUAUGUAGAUUAAUAAUCAACCAUAUUCGCAGAACGAUUAGAGAAAAUAUGGUAGAGCAAAUAUUCAUAAUUCAAUGUAACCAUUAUUAUGCAUCAUCCAUGUUCCAUAUCAUUAUAGUAUGUUGUGACACAUUGAUCAAGGUUCUCUUAUCCGAGAGCGGCGACAAAUCGAUUCGAUUUAACCUUGCAAGAUGGACCUAACACACACGACACAUAUAUACCCCGUUGGACUAUACGUGGCAACCAUUCCCCUCCCAGCCUUCGAACUUCGGAACUAUCCCACCAACAUAUAAUUAGCCGAGCCCUACGAGAGUCCACCAAAAAUAAAAUACAUAAAAACUCAAUUCUCUGUAGCCACUCGACUUGCCUAAGGGGUGGGUUGGAGUUCCGAACUUUCGAAGCGAAGUGGUGCAUAAGCUUACUGAUUCCGACUACCUCCUACUCCCAGUAUGUGGUUAUUACUAUUCAAACUCGAUCAGCAGGGCAAACAAUGGACGGGACUUAAGUGACACAGACGGGGCUAAGACAUCUACGAAUCAUAUUCUGUUACCAUAUCCUACAUCUCAACAUCAUUCCCGGUCCGGCCUCCAAUUUCAUUCAUCUCAUCUUUAUUCCAGUAACUCAUAUACCAAAAUAUAUAGACAUCCUAUGUCUCGCGAGUAACAGAAAAUUACUCGACUUCUACCAAGUCCUAUUUAAGCAUAGCAGUGCUAACGUUCUACACAUGCUAGUAUUUAGACCAAUGAGGCCUAGAGAUCAUGCAACUAGGGUUUCCAUCAAUAUCUAGAAACCUAAUGCAUAAAUAGGUAAUUAGAUAGUAUUCUAUAAUUAAAAAUAAUAGAUCGUGCUCCGGGCUUUGCCUUCCUGUUGUUCAGGGUUUAACUCAGCAGGGCCUUGGGCCGGGUCCUCAUGAAUGUCCUUCGGGGCUUGUUCCGACUACUCCUGAGGUUCCACAACCAACUCGUAUACAACUUCCUCAGCCACGGGUUCUAUAUCUAUGCACACAAAAUGAUGAGUAAAUCAGGUAUGAUAUAGUUACUGAUAAAGUAUCCUAAUUUUUAAUUUAGUAUAUUUUUUCUCAAAUAUAAACUACUCAUUAACUCACAAAUACACUAGCAUAUGGAUAACCAAUUAAAAUAUCAAAAAAAUUCUUUUGGGUAUGAAAAUUUUACAGUGAACUACACAAGCAUAAAUUAAGCUAAAUUUCAUAAUUUUUGGGCUAACAGAUCUACAGAAACUAAUUAAGCAAGUCUAAGCACAAUUCAAAUUCUGGCAGUGGAAAUAAGGUCAUUACACAAGAAUGAAUAUUUUUCUCUGUAGAUCUUGACCUCACCAAUCAAAUAAAACAAGUUUUGCAUUUUAAAUAUUUUUAUUUGAUUUGUUACGCAUUUUACAAGUUUCAGACAAAAAAAAAAUCAGAAACAUAAGCUAAUGC
This is a messenger RNA of Panicum virgatum (switchgrass), 3766 nucleotides long. Its product is annotated as disease resistance protein RGA5-like. The transcript is spliced from 3 exons. The record is from RefSeq and is a predicted model, not a curated record. NCBI's taxonomy places the organism in Eukaryota, Viridiplantae, Streptophyta, Magnoliopsida, Poales, Poaceae. Bases 301 to 1209 code for a protein of 302 amino acids. Gene Ontology annotation, biological process: defense response to other organism. Gene Ontology annotation, molecular function: ADP binding.